AUGUCCAGAGCAGUAGGCAUUGACUUGGGUACCACAUACUCAUGUGUGGCACAUUUCACGAAUGAUCGAGUUGAGAUCAUUGCAAACGACCAGGGUAAUCGUACCACGCCCUCGUACGUGGCGUUCACAGACACUGAGCGGCUAAUUGGUGACGCGGCAAAGAACCAGGCCGCGAUCAACCCCGCUAACACGGUGUUCGACGCUAAGCGUCUGAUUGGACGGAAGUUCGACGACCCUGAGGUGGUAAACGAUGCCAAGCACUUCCCAUUCAAAGUGGUUGCGGCCGAAGGCAACAAAACAGAAAUCCAGGUGGAGUACAAGGGCGAAACCAAGCGCUUCACGCCUGAAGAAAUUUCCUCGAUGGUACUGGGAAAGAUGAAGGAAACCGCGGAGGGUUACUUGGGCCAGACAGUCACUGAUGCCGUGGUAACCGUUCCUGCGUACUUCAACGACUCGCAGAGACAGGCAACCAAGGACGCUGGUACAAUCGCCGGACUAAACGUCCUUCGUAUUAUCAACGAGCCAACCGCGGCCGCAAUCGCAUACGGUCUUGACAAGAAAGGCCGCAGCGAACACAACGUGCUAAUUUUCGACUUAGGCGGUGGUACUUUCGACGUGUCGCUACUGUCCAUCGACGAAGGCAUCUUCGAGGUCAAAGCCACCGCUGGUAACACCCAUCUUGGUGGUGAAGACUUUGACAACCGUCUCGUGAACCAUCUGGCCAACGAGUUCAAGCGCAAGACAAAGAAGGACCUUACUGGCAACCAGCGUUCUCUGCGCCGUUUGAGGACUGCAGCAGAACGUGCCAAGCGUGCCAUCUCCUCUUCUGCGCAAACUUCCAUUGAAAUCGACUCCCUAUUCGAGGGUAUCGACUUCUACACCUCCAUUACUCGUGCGCGUUUCGAGGAGCUGUGUGCAGAUCUGUUCCGCUCCACGCUUGAACCUGUGGAGAAGGUGCUAAGAGACGCCAAAAUCGACAAAUCCAACGUCGAUGAGAUCGUGCUGGUGGGUGGUUCCACGCGUAUCCCUAAAGUUCAGAAGCUGGUUUCCGACUUCUUCAAUGGUAAAGAGCCAAACCGUUCCAUCAACCCCGAUGAGGCAGUUGCCUAUGGUGCAGCUGUUCAGGCCGCCAUCUUGACAGGUGACUCGUCUUCUAAGACUCAAGACUUGUUGUUGCUGGAUGUGGCGCCACUGUCGUUGGGUAUCGAGACCGCAGGCGGUAUCAUGACGAAGUUGAUCCCCCGUAACUCUACUAUCCCAACGAAGAAGUCCGAGACAUUCUCUACCUAUGCUGACAACCAGCCCGGCGUUUUGAUCCAGGUGUUUGAAGGUGAAAGAACCAGAACGAAGGACAACAACCUGUUGGGUAAGUUCGAAUUAAGCGGUAUUCCACCUGCACCAAGAGGUGUCCCACAAAUCGAGGUCACCUUUGAUCUAGACGCUAAUGGCAUUCUUAACGUUUCCGCUGUCGAGAAGGGUACCGGUAAGUCAAGCAAGAUCACUAUCACCAACGACAAGGGUAGAUUAUCCAAGGAGGAUAUCGAAAGAAUGGUCUCAGACGCUGAGAAGUUUAAGGCUGAGGAUGAGAAGGAGGCCGAACGUGUUCAGACCAAGAACUCUCUCGAGGCUUACGCAUUCAGCUUGAAGAACACAGCUGGUGAAUCAGCCUUCAAGGAGAAGGUUGGCGAAGAGGAUGCACGCAAACUGACAACUCUGGUGGAAGAGACCAUCUCGUGGUUAGACUCCUCCCAAGCUGCAUCUACCGAAGAGUACAAAGACAAACAGCAAGAACUUGAGGGCGUCGCGAAUCCUAUCAUGACUAAAUUCUACCAAGCUGGUGGCGCUCCUGGUGGCGUUCCCGGUGGCGCUCCUGGCGGCGCUCCUGGAGCCGGCUUCGGCGGUGCGGGUGCUCCUGGCGCGGGUUCUGGAUCCGCCGGUGGAGACUCGGGCCCAACGGUCGAGGAAGUGGACUAA
Messenger RNA from Lachancea thermotolerans CBS 6340, 1974 nucleotides. It is a transcript of the gene SSA3, whose product is annotated as Hsp70 family ATPase SSA3. Gene Ontology annotation, molecular function: ATP binding; misfolded protein binding; heat shock protein binding. The record is from RefSeq and is a predicted model, not a curated record. NCBI's taxonomy places the organism in Eukaryota, Fungi, Ascomycota, Saccharomycetes, Saccharomycetales, Saccharomycetaceae. The transcript has a single exon. Gene Ontology annotation, cellular component: cytoplasm; cytosol; nucleus. The coding region runs from base 1 to 1974 and encodes 657 amino acids. Gene Ontology annotation, biological process: SRP-dependent cotranslational protein targeting to membrane, translocation; protein refolding; cellular response to unfolded protein.